CCCAACGUGUGGACCUCUUUCACCUUGGAAUUGUCCUCCGUCUUGUCACUGCAUCGUAGAGGGUAGCUGUUGGGAUUCUCUUGGGGUCAGCCAUGUCUUUCCGUCUAGGUCUAUCUCCUAGACUCUUCUCUCGUCCUACGCCCUUCCUCUCUUCACCUUCCGCUCCUUCCCUCCGACCAUCUUCCAUCCGACCUUACUCUCUCUACAAUCGAUCUUCCACUUCUCAUAUCAUCGCUCGUGUUCAAGCUCGAUCAGCCCCGAGAUCCAAUCUGAAACUCUACACGUUCGGUCUCGGUCUAUCCUUCAUCGCUUUCCAAUCCAUCCACUCGUCUCGUCCGCUCGCAUGUGAAUCGCAAGUCUUCGGAAAGACCGAUACAACCUUGACGGGAAGACCCAAACCCGAGGUGUUUGGGGGUGAAUUGCCGAAUGAAAGUCAGAUCUCACUCUUCCAACUUGGUUUCGGAUCAGUCGCUGGUAUCUGUACGGGCGUCUUUAUCAAAAAGGGAUUGAAAGCAAUUGCCUUUUUGCUCGGAGGAGCGUUCGUCUUGCUCCAGUACCUCUCGUCUAAAAGCUUCAUCAACGUUGACUGGGCCAAACUCACCGGAAGCUACAAUAAGACGUUUGGUACCAAAAUUCCUGCCACCGGUGAAGUCAGGAUGCCAUCUGUAGGAGGAGCCUGGGCCUGGAUGGUCGAUUUUCUCACUGCCAACUUCCAACAACGAGCAACCUUCCUCGCGGGUCUCAUGCUUGGUCUUCGAUUGGGUUAGAGCAAAGGACGUGUUCUCCAAUUACAUGAAUCUGAACAUGUAUGGCGGUCUCGAUCCUACACAAACAUGCAA
Kockovaella imperatae is the source of this 839-nucleotide messenger RNA. Its product is annotated as FUN14 family-domain-containing protein. The record is from RefSeq and is a predicted model, not a curated record. Gene Ontology annotation, cellular component: mitochondrial outer membrane. The coding region runs from base 93 to 767 and encodes 224 amino acids. Gene Ontology annotation, biological process: autophagy of mitochondrion. The transcript has 3 exons. Lineage: Eukaryota; Fungi; Basidiomycota; Tremellomycetes; Tremellales; Cuniculitremaceae.